GAAUUUUCCUAAUUACGCGUCUUUGAGGAGUUAUAUGAGUAAAAGCGUCUUAUAAUCUCUAUGACUCUAUCUACGCAAAACAAACCUAAAGACAGUCCAAAGAAAAAGAAAAAAUGAGUUACAAAAUCGCUGGAGCAUCGGAGUAUCUUGCCAUCACCGGUGGUGGAAUCAAAGACAUCAAGCUUGCCAAGUCUUCUUGGGUGCUUCCAUGGCAGUCUUGCACCGUCUUCGAUGUUUCUCCGGUCAACUACACGUUCGAGGUCCAGGCCAUGAGUUCCGAGAAGCUCCCCUUUGUUAUCCCCGCCGUUUUCACCAUCGGUCCACGCGUCGAUGACCCUCAUGCUCUCUUGCUGUACGCCAUGCUUAUGUCUCAACACGAUAAGCACUCGAACCACGUCAACGAGCUUGUUCAAGGUGUUAUCGAAGGAGAGACUCGUGUUCUUGUUGCCUCCAUGACCAUGGAAGAAGUCUUCAAAGGAACAAAGGAGUUCAAGAAGGAAGUGUUUGAAAAGGUUCAGCUUGAGCUAAACCAAUUUGGUCUUGUGAUCUACAACGCUAAUGUUAAGCAGCUGGUUGACGUGCCUGGACAUGAGUACUUCUCUUACUUGGGUCAGAAGACACAGAUGGAAGCAGCUAACCAAGCCAAGAUCGAUGUAGCAGAGGCAAAGAUGAAGGGAGAAGUGGGUGCCAAAGAACGGACCGGGCUCACGAUUCAGAACGCAGCAAAGAUUGACGCGGAGUCAAAGAUCAUCUCCACUCAGAGGAAAGGAGAAGGGACAAAGGAAGAGAUCAAGGUGAAGAGUGAGGUCCAAGUGUUUCAAAAUGAGAAGGAGGCUCUUGUUGCUAAAGCCGAUGCAGCACUUGCGAUUCAGAAGGCUGCUCUAACCAAAAGCUCUCGGGUGGCUGAGGUUGAAGCCGCCAAGGCAGUUGCUAUGAGGGAAGCUGAGCUUCAAACUCAAGUUGAGAAAAUGAAUGCGUUGACUCGGACGGAGAAGCUCAAAGCUGAGUUCCUCAGCAAAGCCACUGUUGAGUAUGAAACCAAGGUGCAAGAAGCAAACUGGGAGUUAUACAACAAGCAAAAGAAAGCAGAAGCUGUUCUUUACGAGAAGCAGAAACAAGCGGAGGCGACGAAAGCUGCAGCUGAUGCUGCCUACUAUGCUAAGCAAAGAGAUGCAGAGGGGAUUGUUGCCAUGGCCAAUGCUCAAGGGACUUAUAUCAAGACCCUCCUAGGCGCUGUCAACAACGACUACUCAGCAAUGAGGGACUUCUUGAUGAUCAACAAUGGGGUUUAUCAGGAUAUCGCCAAGACCAAUGCUAUUGCCAUCAAGGACUUGCAGCCUAAGAUCAGUGUGUGGAACCACGGUGGUGCUGGUGCUGAUCAGGGGAUGACUAGUGGUGGUAUGAAGGAUAUUGCUGGACUCUACAAGAUGUUGCCACCGGUUCUUGAUACGGUUUAUGAGCAGACUGGGAUGCAGCCACCGGCUUGGAUUGGUACACUACGUGGUGCUGAGCCUAGCCGUUGAAAGGUCCAAGAGUGCUUUCUUUUAUUUUAUUUUAUGCUUUUGGAGGAUCAUCUUUUAUGCUUGUGACUUGGAAUCAAGUCAGCGUUUGUAAUUAACCCCAAUUUCGUGACUGAGAAAUAUGGGGUUUUAUCAGUUUUUUUGGGUUGAUUUUAUGGAUAAUUUGGCUUUUUUCAAAGUGUGCUUAAUUAUUUAUUUUUAAAAUAUGAAUAUAACCCCAAUUUCGUGACUGAGAAAUAUGGGGUUGUAUAUUGAAUAUUGACUAGUGGAUAAAACUGCGAUAGUAGGUACAAUACAUGCAAGUCUAUUGCACAAAGGAGUUGACAAAUGAAAAACGUUACAACUUACACGAUACCAGACACAUUUUUACAAGUUUUGUAACAUUAUUCUAUAUAUACAUGCAAGUCUAUUGCAGAUUGUGAUAGAUUACAGCAAUAAUUUCAAAAACAUCAUAACUUUUUCUCGUAAGACAUGUAUCCACAGAUCUAGACUGUCCUAGCAACGACUCAUCUAAAAUUGCAAAGAAAUUGAAGGCCAUUACAUUACACCAAUUAUUAAACGAUAACUGAAAAAAUGGUGAUAACAGCCAUGUCAUGAAAACGUAUAAUCUUUCUUUUUGUACAUAACUAUAAACUCACAAGCAACCACUAAACAUGACUAUGUAAAAAACCAACACAUAUAAUCUUGUAAGUUCUUAUUGGGGAGUCAUUUCUAUUGCUGCUGAUCAUUACGGGUUCUUGAGAGCCUAUGCUAUCUUCUUGGAGUUUGAGUAUUUGCUUCCUGCGCUUGUUUUGGUCUCGAUAUCCUCAGUAUCCUUUGCGUUAUUGUGUAUGCUUUAUGUAUUUUCGUUGCUGUAAGCCUGUAACCUCUUUGCCUUAGAGAGUUAGAGCACAACAAUGACAGCACUUAAAACCUUAAUUUAAGACUAACUGUGUUUUUUAAAGUAUACAGAUAGAAGGCAAUGUUGCCAUUGUGAAGCAAUAUGGCAACAUAAAAUGAAGAUAACAUGUUAGGCAUGAUGAUCUACGCUCUACGGGAGUGUUAGCGAAUUUAUAAAAUUCAAACCUCCAUUUAACAAUUUACGUAUUUAAUAAUAUCAUUUUAGAAACCCAAUUAAUUUUUAUGUUGACUCGGUCCGAACAAAACGGACAAGUAGAGGAGCAAUCAGCAACCGCCACCUGUUUUUUA
This is a messenger RNA of Brassica napus (rape), 2708 nucleotides long. RefSeq names its product flotillin-like protein 3. The record is from RefSeq and is a predicted model, not a curated record. Gene Ontology annotation, biological process: protein localization to plasma membrane. Bases 114 to 1523 code for a protein of 469 amino acids. Gene Ontology annotation, cellular component: plasma membrane raft; plasma membrane. The transcript is spliced from 3 exons. Lineage: Eukaryota; Viridiplantae; Streptophyta; Magnoliopsida; Brassicales; Brassicaceae.